Molecule: messenger RNA, 1485 nt
Organism: Grammomys surdaster
Lineage: Eukaryota; Metazoa; Chordata; Mammalia; Rodentia; Muridae
Product: preferentially expressed antigen in melanoma-like protein 7
Exons: 3
Coding region: 40-1485 (481 amino acids)
Biological process (GO): positive regulation of cell population proliferation; negative regulation of apoptotic process; negative regulation of cell differentiation
Cellular component (GO): cytoplasm
Source: RefSeq, a predicted model, not a curated record
AUGCUUCAACAGAUCUAUUCUGACUGAAGAUUCAUCAAGAUGAGCUUCCAUGUCCCACCCACACUCCAGAGCUUAGCAGUACAAAGCUUGUUGAAGAAUGAAGCCUUGGCCAUGUCUGCUCUGCAGGAGCUGCCGAGAGUGUUGUUCCCACCACUCUUCAAGGAAGCCUUCACUGGCAGACACACAAAGAUACUGAAGGCAAUGGUGGCAUCCUGGCCCUUUCCCUGCCUCCCUGUGGGGGCACUGAUGAAAUUCCCUGACAUGAUGAUAUUGCAAGCUGUGCUGGAUGGUGUAGACAUGCAGCUGACACGAAAUUUUCACCCAAGAAGACAGAAGCUUCAAGUGCUGGAUCUUAGAAAUGUGCACCAUGCCUUCUGGGAUAUUUCAGCUGGACCAGAAGAUGGAGACCGCUCAGCAGAGACUGUGUGUGAAAAGCAAAUACCAACACGCCUUCAUAGAUAUGCACUGAGGCAACGUUUGAAGGUGGUCACUGACCUUUGUCUUGAGUUUGAUCUGGACGAAUACCAAACUUAUUUCUUGCAGUGGGCACAGAAGAGAAGAGGUUCCCUGAACCUGUGCUGUGUAAAGAUGCAGAUUAAAGAAUUGUCAAUGUACACCGUCAGGAAGGUCUUGAAGAUUUUCCAGCCAGAUUGCAUUGUGGAGUUAGAACUGAAUACAGGGUGGACUCUGCCCACAUUGGCAUGCUUUGCACCUUCCCUGGGUCAGAUGAAAAAUCUUCGUAAACUCCUUCUAACACUAGUCGAUGAGAAACUCUUUAGCUUUCUAUUUAUGUCAACAGACAAACAUGAGAAGAGAAUCACCAAGUUAAUUUCUCAGUUCUCCAAAUUCAACUGUCUCCGGCAUCUCAACAUGGUUGGUGUCUACUUUCUCAAGGACCACCUGAAUGAUUUGUUCAGGUGUCUGAAGACCCCAUUGGAGUUCCUGUCCAUUACUCUCUGCAAGUUCUCACAGUCAGAUUUGGAGUCCUUUGCCCAGUGUCAGAGCCUUCAUCAUCUCAAACAUCUGCAUUUGUCAGGUAUCAUUUUGUGUGAUCUGAGUCUUGUGCCUCUCAGAAUUCUCCUAGAAAAAGUCACAGACACUCUGAAGACCCUGGAAUUAGAACACUGUAGAAUGACAGACUCUCAACUCAGUGCACUUUUCCCUGCCUUGAGUCGGUGCUCUCAGCUCAUCGAGGUCAACUUCUAUGAUAAUGACAUCUCCAUGGCUGUCCUAAGGAAACUUCUGCAUCACACAACCAACCUAAGGCAGCUGAAUGUUGAGUAUUAUCCUGCCCCUCUGGAGUGCUAUGAAAUUGGCUUUGUUGUCAGAGCAGGGACAUUUUCCCAGCUUUCUUCUGAGCUUAUGGACACACUUUGUACUGUAAGGCAGCCCCAGUCUGUCUCCUUUGCCUCUCAGACAUGCCUUCAAUGUUUACAGCGCUGUAUCUAUGACAUGGAGACCAGACUUUGCCAUUGUUGGCAGUAA